Molecule: messenger RNA, 3119 nt
Organism: Chionomys nivalis (European snow vole)
Lineage: Eukaryota; Metazoa; Chordata; Mammalia; Rodentia; Cricetidae
Product: zinc finger protein 709-like
Exons: 4
Coding region: 1-1566 (521 amino acids)
Biological process (GO): regulation of transcription by RNA polymerase II
Molecular function (GO): DNA-binding transcription factor activity; RNA polymerase II cis-regulatory region sequence-specific DNA binding
Source: RefSeq, a predicted model, not a curated record
AUGAGAAGAACGGAUAUUCAGAAGGUGCAGCCGUUAGCCGAGUCUGAGUCACGAGAAGCCAUUGAGACCUUUUUGAUUAAGCUUCCAGCUGAUGGUAGGCCCCUUUGGGGCGACCCCUGGGUGCAGCACAAGCAGGAAAUGGAGCCAGUGAGCUUUGAUGAUGUGGCUGUGAAGUUCACCCUAGGAGAGUGGGUUCUGUUGGAUUCUUAUCAAAGGAAGCUCUACGGAGAUGUGAUGAUGGAAACAUGUAUAAACCUGAUCUCCAUAGAGGAAGAAAAUAUUGAUGGGGACUGCCAAGAACUCCAGAGAAACCUGAGAAUUCAGGUCAUUGAGCGAUUCUGUGACUAUGAACACAGUAGCGAAUGUGCAAAGACCCACCAACAGAUGCCCAAGAAUGUUGUUAAUGCACUCGGUCAUCCUACAAUCACAAUUUAUGAAAGCAGCAUCUAUGCAAAAGACAUCAAUGAUUACUCAUCCUCCUAUAUGAUCAUUCAAAGUCAAACUGAAGAGAAACCAUAUGUGUGUCAGGAACAUGUGGAGAAGGCUAUUAAACAGGAACCGUGUCAGAAAGAUUUUCUUUAUUCUGAGUCCUUUCAAACGCUUGAGAGUGCUCCUGCUAGAGAGAACAUCUGUGAAAGUAAACAAUCUAAUGAAUCUUUUAGUAAUCCCAGUUCUCAUCAAGAUUAUGGGGGAACUUGCACUGGAGAUGAACAACGUGAAUGUAAGCAAUUUGAGAAGACCUUGAAGGAAAAAAGUUGUGUUCAAACAUUGGAAAGGAUCCAUACUGGAGAAAAACCAUUGGCGUGUAAGAAAUGUGGUGAAACCUUCAUUCAUUCCAGUCACUUGACAAGACAUCAGAGAAUUCACUCAAGAGAGAAAACUUACUCUUGUAGACAUUGUGGUGAAACGUUCAUGUAUUCCCUGGCCCGUCAAAAUCAUGAAAAGACUCACAAAAAAGAGCAACAUUAUAUAUGUAAACAUUGUGGGAAAGCAUGUAUUCAUGCUUACCAUCUUCUCCAGCAUGAAAGACGCCACACUCGCGAGAAACGUUAUGCAUGUAAUCAAUGUGGCAAAGCAUUCAGACGGUCCUCAAACCUUCACAAACAUGAAAGAAUUCACAACAGAGAGAAACUCUAUGCAUGUAAACAAUGUGGAAAAUCCUUCAUCAGUGCGGGCAACUGUUACAACCAUGAAAGAAUUCACACUGCAGAGAAAACCUAUGUUUGCCAAGAGUGUGGGAAAGCAUUUAUGUUUUCCUCAUACCUUCAAAAACAUGAAAGAAUUCACACUGGAGAGAAACCCUAUACAUGUAAAUAUUGUGGAAAAACCUUCACCCAUUCCAGUGCUAAUUACAGGCAUGAGAAAACGCACACUAAAGAGAAGCCAUAUGUAUGUGUGGAAUGUGGGCAAGCAUUUCCUUUUUCCACAUCCCUCCAAAUACAUGAAAGAACUCACACUACUAGAGAGAAAUUCUACAAGUGUAAUCCAUGUGGAAAAGAAUUUGUGUAUUUCUCAUACCUUCGAAGACAUGAAAGAUCUCACAGUGAAAAGAAACUUAGCGGGUAGAGCUUAUACUUGUGUAAACCAUAUGUAACAGUAAUCAACCUGCUUUUUAAAAUAUUUAUCAUUUACUUAUUUGUUUGUUUAUUUGCAUGAAGUGUUGGACAAGAAUACACCAAUGCUCUGGUGUAAAUUUUAUUCAUUUGUUUACUUACUUAUUUAUCUAUUUGUGUGAAGCGUUGGACAAGAAUUCACCAAUGCUCUGGUGUAAAUCUGGAGCUCAGCAGACAACUUGCUGAAAUCAGUUCUCUUUCCAUUGUGUGAAUCCCAGGGAUGGAGCUCAGGUCCUCAAGCUUGGCGACAAGUUUCUUUCCCUUCUAAACCACCCCACCAGCCUCUGUCUUGAUUUUCUUGUGAGUGAGGUUUCUUAUAUAAGUUUCACAUUUUGUACUUUUCUGUGUAUACUUUUUCCAAAAACAAAUGGAGAGACUGUGUUGAUGGAGGUUUCUGUCCUACCCAGGCCUGCAGCCGUUAGGUCCAAGGGAAUCACACAGAGGUCUACAUUAAUUACAAACUGAUUGGCCUAUUAGCUCAGGCUUCUUAUUAACUCUUAUAACUUAUAUUAGCCAAUAAUUCUUGUCUGUGUUAGCCAUGUGGCUAGGUACCUUUUUCGGCGAGGCAGUCACAUCUUGCUUGCUCUGUGUCUGGUUUCCUCUGUGUCUGGGUGAGGACUGCAGACUGAACCUUUCCUCUUCCCCAAAUUCUCCUGUUCUCGCCCCACCUAUACUUCCUGUCUGGUUGCCCUGCCUAUACUUCCUGCCUGGCUACUGGCCAUUCAGUGUUUAUUUAAAACACGAGUGACAGGGUACAGACCAUUGUCCCACAGCAAGAUUGGGUUUAAGAGAUAGCUCAGUGGUUGGGUACUUGCUGUGCUUGUAGAUGAACUGGGUAUAAUUUACAGAACCAUGUGGUGGAUCAAAGUUAUCUAACUCCAGCUGCAGUUGAUCCAAUGCCUUCUGAAUGUUGCACACACAUACAUACAGGAAAAAAUAUACACAUAGACCUUUAAAUAAAACACAUGAAAAUAUACUGGCGAUAAUAUAAAAUCAGCAUAAGUAUAAUUUUCCCCAUAUGUGCAAGUGAACAUAGGAUGAACACCUGCUCUUGCAUCAGACAUCAUAAUGUACGCCUUUUAUUCCAACACUUGGUAUAGGGGAUAAAAUAUAGAAAAUUGCAACACUGAAUACAGAGGGCAUGGAUUCAAUUCAUGAAACUUAAGAAAACCAGUUCCAAACAGAUUAAAUUGUCAUAGGAGAGACCCAUGUGCGGUGGCACACAUCUUUAAUCCCACUAAUUGGGAGGCAGAGGCAAGCAGAUCUCUCUGGAGUCCAGGUCAGCCAGGAAUACUCAGACCCCAACUCAAAAAAAAAAAGAGAAAGUGACACUCUUUUACAGAACUAUUUCAAGGUCAGCUUGAGCUACAUGAGUCUCAGAAAAAGAAAGAAUGUUGUGAUUUUCUUAUGUAAUUGAAUCUUAUAAAAGUGAGAACUGUGAAUAUCUUGAGCAAAUUAGUUUAUGUAAGUAAAUAUUCCUAAAUAAAAUCUGAAAGAAAUUAAGUA